GUUUUUUGAACUUCCACUGGCCAAAAAAAAAUGACUUCGACCCCGGUGCUAUCUGGGCAAAGAGCCAUUGUAGGCAUCAAUUUAGGGAAUGCAUAUGCAUCGAUUGCUGUUAUUAACAAGGAAGGCAAGCCCCACUGUAUUGCAAACGAGGACGGUGAGCGCCAAAUCGCUUGCGCCAUAUCGUACGCCGGAGAGGAGGUGUAUAUCGGUAAUCAAGCUAAACCACACCUGGUGAAGAACGCGCAAAACACGAUCCUUGGCUUCCGAAAUCUCCUUGGGAAAAAGCUCUCCGAUGUAACAUCACAACCCAACAGCACAUCUGCACCUACAAUAGAUAUCAACGGGGAGCCCGGAUAUACAGUGCAAAUUCUCCUUCCUGCACCAACACCCGCUCAAGGUUCUACUCCUGCGAGAAGUGGCACCCCAGCAACCAAACGCGGCACUCCAGCGGCGUCUAGGAGAGGUGGUACUCCAGCAAUAUCGGCAAGGUCCACUCCGGCUCCUACUAGACCUCCCUCCCCCCCACCAUCAGCUCCCAAGUCACUUACCGUAUCAGAAGCGUCUUCCAUAUUUCUUUCCGCGCUCAAGCGAUCGGCAGAGGACUUCCUAGGCAAACCUAUCGAAGGCGCCGUCAUUUCAGUUCCGUCGCACUGGGAUACCGAGCAGCUGGAAGCUUUGAGGCGGGCAGCUGAAGCUGCCGGUAUUUCUGUUCUGCAAUUAGCUGCGGAGGAAGGUCUCGCAGUCCUUGGCGCUGAAGCCGAUGGCCCACUUGAGUCUACGCCCACCCAAGCGAAGCCCCCUCAUGAUCGCACGACACUCGUCGUGGAUAUGGGCGCCUCCACUCUCACGUUGAGCCUGCUUUCCAUUAAACAGUCACUCAUUCAUCCUCUCGGAUAUUUGACGGUUCCAGGAGUAGGAGGCGAUGCUAUCGAUGAUAUACUUGUCCAGCACUUCGCCAAGGAAUUCACUAAAAAAACUAAAGUCGCUUUGAGUCUCCCUGCUCAGACUCCAGAGGACCAAAGGGCAGAAGCUAAGCUGCGUCUUGCCGUCGAGUUCACCAAACGCACGCUAAGCGCAUCAUCAGGUGCUGCGGCGUGCUCAGUUGAAUCAUUAAAAGACGGGAUGGACUACAGUGGAACCCUCAAUCGACUUCGGUUCGAUGUCCUGCUAGCAACUUUCUACGCUCGAAUCGCAACGGAGGUGAACAAGGUUUUAAACACAGCAGCCAUCAACAAGGAGUCAGUUGAUGAGAUUCUACUCGUCGGAAGCAGCGCUGGGCUCAGCGGUCUCGCGGAGAAACUGGAGCUUUUCUUUGGCGAGAACUCAAAGGUGUCCAUUCGCUCGGAUCUGAACCCCUCGGAGCUUAUUGCUAAAGGGGCAGUCGCCCAAGCGGAAUUAUUGAUUUCCCUUCCCAAGGACAGCCCGUUGCAUGAUGCUUUUGCACACGCCAAUGAGGUUGUCAAGGUCAUCGCCACCGCUAAACCAAUCGGACUCGUAUUCCCUGGGUCAAAUGAUAACGUCAUCCCCGUUGUUCUCGUUCCGUCGGAAACACCCUUACCCGCCCGUCGGAUCGUGCGACUCGCUGUCGCAUCAGGCGCUACGCGAGUCGGUUUUGAAGUUUGGGAGGGCAACCAUGGACUCAAGGAGUUGCCCAAGCCUGAAGGCGUGAAGGCUGAUGCGGAAGAAGAGGAUGAAGAAGAGGAACCACAAAGGGAGGCCAUUGUGACUAGAUCGGAAUUCCUUGGUGCAUUGGCUGUGGAUAUAACGCCACCUCCUGCGACGAAGAAUAAAAAGAAAGCGGAGCCUGUCCACAUUGAAGUCAAAGUGGACGUGAGUGCUGAGGGAUCUGUUUCCGUUGCGUCACGGCAGGUGAAGGAGGAUAAUAGCGGUAAUUGGGUCAGCUUCUCCAUCUAGCCUUGCCUCCCAUGGUAUCAGAAAAAAAACCCGGGAGUUGAUAGACCAUAUCCGUUUUUCGCAACAUUAAUGUGCCCGGGAUGCCAUGGAAGAUUGCUAUUUGCUAGUAAUAUACAUAUAGGUGGAUGUCGGUAUAGCCUAUGUUCGAUAUGCGCAUGAAAUCGGCUGUGGUCAACUGCAUUGUCUGAUUGGGCAUGUUCUG
Molecule: messenger RNA, 2116 nt
Organism: Cantharellus anzutake
Lineage: Eukaryota; Fungi; Basidiomycota; Agaricomycetes; Cantharellales; Hydnaceae
Product: Hsp70 protein-domain-containing protein
Exons: 4
Coding region: 31-1914 (627 amino acids)
Biological process (GO): protein folding
Cellular component (GO): cytosol; nucleus
Molecular function (GO): ATP binding; ATP-dependent protein folding chaperone
Source: RefSeq, a predicted model, not a curated record